UGAAGAGGAUAAGUAUUACAAUCAAAAAACCAAUAUACGUUGGUCUCUCAAUUCUAGAUUUGUCAAAAACACUAGUAUAUGAUUUUCAUUAUUCAUAUAUGAAGAAGCGAGUUGGAGAAAAAUGCAAACUCCUUUAUACGGACACCGAUAGUUUAAUAUAUGAAGUUGAGGAUGUUGAUAUGUAUCAAGUAAUGAAAGAAGAUAUACAUAAAUUUGAUACUUCUAAUUAUGACGAAAAUAAUCAGUUUGGAAUUUAACACAGAAAAGCGAAAGCAGGCAAAGAAUGAGUUUGAAAAACUCUUCUACAAAUUGUUAAUUAAUGCAGUCUAUGGAAAGUGUAUUGAACGAGAGCGGAAACGUGUAGAUGUGCGAUAUGUUAAUAAAAAAGUUCCUGGAUUGAUGAAAGAUGAACGCUGUGGCAAGAUUAUGACAGAAUUCAUUGGUUUAAGAAGCAAAAUGUACAGUAUUUUGAUUAAUGGAGCCGCGACAGUGAAAAAAGCUAAAGGUAUAAAAUCUAAUGUUGUAAAGAAAUCAAUCACGUUCGAAGAUUAUCGAAAAUGCCUUCAGGAUCUUGUUAUUAUAAAACGUGAGCAGUGUAAUAUUCGUUCAAAAUUACACAUUGUGCAUACUGAGAAACAGGAAAAAAUUGCUCUAAGUCCACACGAUGAUAAAAGAUUCUUAUUGCCUCAUAGUACUGACACUUUGCCUUGGGGACAUUACAGAAUUAUGGAAGAACAGAUGGCGCAAGCUGCAAUGCAAGUAGAGGGAGAUGCGGUGGAGGGGAUUGUAGUGGAGGAGAGGGGCAACAAUGGCGAAGGACGAAAAAGAGAGGGAGAAAGUGAGUGGGGGCAUGAAGCAACCAAUGAGAAUGCUUCGCGGGUGGGGAUGACACUUUAUGCUGAUGGAGGGGAACCAAUCAGGAUUGAAUAUGAUGUUUUAGAGGAGUUUAUGCACGAGUGGGAUCCAUCAUUGGAUAGGUUAGGAACUGAACAAGAAGAGAGAAGUGAUAUAUUACUAGAGGCUAUGGAAGGGGCAGAAAUAGUGGUGGGAAACGGGCUAUAUGAACGGACGCAGCACGAUGAACAGCACAUUCGAGAAAUCGAAGCGAACAACCAACCUUGUGCAAAGAGACCAAGACUCACCUAACUCUAAAAUAAAAUGGAUCUAUCUGCACUCAACAAGAUUGCCGAGCGCGAGUUCUUGCCUAAGAAGAAAGUCACGGACUUAGAAAAAGAUCAUGACUACAUGGUGACUGCACUCAAGGAGGUGAAGACGAGAUUCGGCACGAAGAUCGUGGCCGAAAUCGAUGACAGCUUUCAAAUAUUUCUGCCGGGGAAGAUCUCAUCAGCAGUCUUGAAAGAUCAAGAACUGUUCAACAAUCUCUCUAACACAGCAAAUAAACUCAGUUUAUUUGUAACAUAUCAGGGUGGAACUUCAUUUAAGUUCAGUACUUGUUAAAAAUAAAUAAAAUAAAAUACAAAGAUUGAUUAUUUUUUCAAACUAUUUAUUUGUUCGAAACUUGUACAUAAUAUACAUGAAUAAAUGCAGUAUUAAACUUAA
Messenger RNA from Nasonia vitripennis (jewel wasp), 1560 nucleotides. RefSeq lists its product as uncharacterized. The transcript has 2 exons. NCBI's taxonomy places the organism in Eukaryota, Metazoa, Arthropoda, Insecta, Hymenoptera, Pteromalidae. Bases 229 to 1146 code for a protein of 305 amino acids. The record is from RefSeq and is a predicted model, not a curated record.